Talaromyces amestolkiae is the source of this 525-nucleotide messenger RNA. RefSeq lists its product as uncharacterized. The coding region runs from base 1 to 525 and encodes 174 amino acids. The record is from RefSeq and is a predicted model, not a curated record. The transcript has a single exon. NCBI's taxonomy places the organism in Eukaryota, Fungi, Ascomycota, Eurotiomycetes, Eurotiales, Trichocomaceae.
AUGGAUUUCAUAUCCAACAAUACUGCCCUCAUCACCGAGUUCAUCAACACCAUGACUUAUCCUGAGGGCUACUGGACCUUUCACUGGAGCCUGCAGAUCGAUACCUGCCUUCAACCUGGCAACUCAUCAUUCCAAAACUUCCAACCCAUCUACGUGAAUAGUUCGACUGUUUUCACCAUCAGCAAGACUGGCCAGGCACCUAAUGUUGUGGCGGCUACAUCCUCUGAUACGUGUGGCUUGGCGAGUGCCUUCGCAUUCAAUGCAACCUCUUUCGAAGAGUUCGAAUUCUGCGGAUGGUUGGGAUCUACUCCAACUACAAACCCGUGCUCGGCAACUAUCAAUGCCACAGUGGCAUCUAGUAUACUUGCCGAAGGCACCACUACAGCCUGUGCCCUAAAGAACCCCAAUGUUACCUGUCCGGCUUAUCACAGUUCUUCUGCAUCAUCAGCUGACUUGAAUGGCCAAUUCGCCGUCGUGACAGCAUCCGCAUUGGUUGCAAUGCUUGUCAUUGUGAUCCAUCUUUGA